Molecule: messenger RNA, 5367 nt
Organism: Bacillus rossius redtenbacheri
Lineage: Eukaryota; Metazoa; Arthropoda; Insecta; Phasmatodea; Bacillidae
Product: fibrillin-3-like
Exons: 6
Coding region: 1-5367 (1788 amino acids)
Source: RefSeq, a predicted model, not a curated record
AUGCCGUCGGGCCGGCCGCGGAAGGGGGCCGGGUUCGAGUCCGACUCCGCGGUCAACGGCGAUUACCGCAGGCCCUGCCGCAAAAUAAGGAAGAGCGAGCUAGAUGGAGACAUGAAGUGUCACUGCAGCGACCGAGAUAGAGACGUGGAGUCUCGUUGCAGCGAGCGAGAUGGAGACGUGGAGUGUCACAGCAGCGAGCGAGAUGGAGACGUGGAGUGUCACAGCAGCGAGCGAGAUGGAGACAUGAAGUGUCACUGCAGCGAGCGAGAUGGAGACGUGGAGUCUCGUUGCAGCGAGCGAGAUGGAGACGUGGAGUGUCACUGCAGCAAGCUAGAUGGAGACAUGAAGUGUCACUGCAGCGACCGAGAUAGAGACGUGGAGUCACGUUGCAGCGAGCGAGAUGGAGACGUGGAGUGUCACUGCAGCGAGCGAGAUGGAGACAUGAAGUGUCACUGCAGCGACCGAGAUAGAGACGUGGAGUCUCGUUGCAGCGAGCGAGAUGGAGACGUGGAGUGUCACUGCAGCGACCGAGAUAGAGACGUGGAGUCUCGUUGCAGCGAGCGAGAUGGAGACGUGGAGUGUCACUGCAGCGAGCGAGAUGGAGACAUGAAGUGUCACUGCAGCGACCGAGAUAGAGACGUGGAGUCUCGUUGCAGCGAGCGAGAUGGAGACGUGGAGUGUCACUGCAGCGAGCGAGAUAGAGACGUGGAGUCUCGUUGCAGCGAGCGAGAUGGAGACGUGGAGUGUCACUGCAGCGAGCGAGAUGGAGACAUGAAGUGUCACUGCAGCGACCGAGAUAGAGACGUGGAGUCUCGUUGCAGCGAGCGAGAUGGAGACGUGGAGUGUCACUGCAGCGAGCGAGAUGGAGACAUGAAGUGUCACUGCAGCGACCGAGAUAGAGACGUGGAGUCUCGUUGCAGCGAGCGAGAUGGAGACGUGGAGUGUCACUGCAGCGAGCGAGAUGGAGACAUGAAGUGUCACUGCAGCGACCGAGAUAGAGACGUGGAGUCUCGUUGCAGCGAGCGAGAUGGAGACGUGGAGUGUCACUGCAGCGAGCGAGAUGGAGACAUGAAGUGUCACUGCAGCGAGCGAGAUGGAGACGUGGAGUGUCACUGCAGCGAGCGAGAUGGAGACAUGAAGUGUCACUGCAGCGACCGAGAUAGAGACGUGGAGUCUCGUUGCAGCGAGCGAGAUGGAGACGUGGAGUGUCACUGCAGCGAGCGAGAUGGAGACAUGAAGUGUCACUGCAGCGACCGAGAUAGAGACGUGGAGUCUCGUUGCAGCGAGCGAGAUGGAGACGUGGAGUGUCACUGCAGCGAGCGAGAUGGAGACGUGGAGUCUCGUUGCAGCGAGCGAGAUGGAGACGUGGAGUGUCACUGCAGCGAGCUAGAUGGAGACAUGAAGUGUCACUGCAGCGACCGAGAUAGAGACGUGGAGUCUCGUUGCAGCGAGCGAGAUGGAGACGUGGAGUGUCACUGCAGCGAGCGAGAUGGAGACGUGGAGUGUCACUGCAGCGAGCUAGAUGGAGACAUGAAGUGUCACUGCAGCGACCGAGAUAGAGACGUGGAGUCUCGUUGCAGCGAGCUAGAUGGAGACAUGAAGUGUCACUGCAGCGAGCGAGAUGGAGACGUGGAGUCUCGUUGCAGCGAGCGAGAUGGAGACGUGGAGUGUCACUGCAGCGAGCGAGAUGGAGACAUGAAGUGUCACUGCAGCGACCGAGAUAGAGACGUGGAGUCUCGUUGCAGCGAGCGAGAUGGAGACAUGAAGUGUCACUGCAGCGAGCGAGAUGGAGACAUGAAGUGUCACUGCAGCGAGCUAGAUGGAGACAUGAAGUGUCACUGCAGCGACCGAGAUAGAGACGUGGAGUCUCGUUGCAGCCAGCGAGAUGGAGACGUGGAGUGUCACUGCAGCGAGCGAGAUGGAGACGUGGAGUCUCGUUGCAGCGAGCGAGAUGGAGACGUGGAGUGUCACUGCAGCGAGCGAGAUGGAGACAUGAAGUGUCACUGCAGCGACCGAGAUAGAGACGUGGAGUCUCGUUGCAGCGAGCGAGAUGGAGACGUGGAGUGUCACUGCAGCGAGCGAGAUGGAGACGUGGAGUCUCGUUGCAGCGAGCGAGAUGGAGACGUGGAGUGUCACUGCAGCGAGCGAGAUGGAGACAUGAAGUGUCACUGCAGCGACCGAGAUAGAGACGUGGAGUCUCGUUGCAGCGAGCGAGAUGGAGACGUGGAGUCUCGUUGCAGCGAGCGAGAUGGAGACGUGGAGUGUCACUGCAGCGAGCGAGAUGGAGACGUGGAGUCUCGUUGCAGCGAGCGAGAUGGAGACGUGGAGUGUCACUGCAGCGAGCGAGAUGGAGACAUGAAGUGUCACUGCAGCGACCGAGAUAGAGACGUGGAGUCUCGUUGCAGCGAGCGAGAUGGAGACGUGGAGUGUCACUGCAGCGAGCGAGAUAGAGACGUGGAGUCUCGUUGCAGCGAGCGAGAUGGAGACGUGGAGUGUCACUGCAGCGAGCUAGAUGGAGACAUGAAGUGUCACUGCAGCGACCGAGAUAGAGACGUGGAGUCUCGUUGCAGCGAGCGAGAUGGAGACGUGGAGUGUCACUGCAGCGAGCGAGAUGGAGACAUGAAGUGUCACUGCAGCGACCGAGAUAGAGACGUGGAGUCUCGUUGCAGCGAGCGAGAUGGAGACGUGGAGUGUCACUGCAGCGAGCGAGAUGGAGACGUGGAGUCUCGUUGCAGCGAGCGAGAUGGAGACGUGGAGUGUCACUGCAGCGAGCUAGAUGGAGACAUGAAGUGUCACUGCAGCGACCGAGAUAGAGACGUGGAGUCUCGUUGCAGCGAGCGAGAUGGAGACGUGGAGUGUCACUGCAGCGAGCGAGAUGGAGACGUGGAGUGUCACUGCAGCGAGCGAGAUGGAGACAUGAAGUGUCACUGCAGCGACCGAGAUAGAGACGUGGAGUCUCGUUGCAGCGAGCGAGAUGGAGACAUGAAGUGUCACUGCAGCGAGCGAGAUGGAGACAUGAAGUGUCACUGCAGCGAGCUAGAUGGAGACAUGAAGUGUCACUGCAGCGACCGAGAUAGAGACGUGGAGUCUCGUUGCAGCCAGCGAGAUGGAGACGUGGAGUGUCACUGCAGCGAGCGAGAUGGAGACGUGGAGUCUCGUUGCAGCGAGCGAGAUGGAGACGUGGAGUGUCACUGCAGCGAGCGAGAUGGAGACAUGAAGUGUCACUGCAGCGACCGAGAUAGAGACGUGGAGUCUCGUUGCAGCGAGCGAGAUGGAGACGUGGAGUGUCACUGCAGCGAGCGAGAUGGAGACGUGGAGUCUCGUUGCAGCGAGCGAGAUGGAGACGUGGAGUGUCACUGCAGCGAGCGAGAUGGAGACAUGAAGUGUCACUGCAGCGACCGAGAUAGAGACGUGGAGUCUCGUUGCAGCGAGCGAGAUGGAGACGUGGAGUCUCGUUGCAGCGAGCGAGAUGGAGACGUGGAGUGUCACUGCAGCGAGCGAGAUGGAGACGUGGAGUCUCGUUGCAGCGAGCGAGAUGGAGACGUGGAGUGUCACUGCAGCGAGCGAGAUGGAGACAUGAAGUGUCACUGCAGCGACCGAGAUAGAGACGUGGAGUCUCGUUGCAGCGAGCGAGAUGGAGACGUGGAGUGUCACUGCAGCGAGCGAGAUAGAGACGUGGAGUCUCGUUGCAGCGAGCGAGAUGGAGACGUGGAGUGUCACUGCAGCGAGCUAGAUGGAGACAUGAAGUGUCACUGCAGCGACCGAGAUAGAGACGUGGAGUCUCGUUGCAGCGAGCGAGAUGGAGACGUGGAGUGUCACUGCAGCGAGCUAGAUGGAGACAUGAAGUGUCACUGCAGCGACCGAGAUAGAGACGUGGAGUCUCGUUGCAGCGAGCGAGAUGGAGACGUGGAGUGUCACUGCAGCGAGCGAGAUGGAGACAUGAAGUGUCACUGCAGCGACCGAGAUAGAGACGUGGAGUCUCGUUGCAGCGAGCGAGAUGGAGACGUGGAGUGUCACUGCAGCGACCGAGAUAGAGACGUGGAGUCUCGUUGCAGCGAGCGAGAUGGAGACGUGGAGUGUCACUGCAGCGAGCGAGAUGGAGACAUGAAGUGUCACUGCAGCGACCGAGAUAGAGACGUGGAGUCUCGUUGCAGCGAGCGAGAUGGAGACGUGGAGUGUCACUGCAGCGACCGAGAUAGAGACGUGGAGUCUCGUUGCAGCGAGCGAGAUGGAGACGUGGAGUGUCACUGCAGCGAGCUAGAUGGAGACAUGAAGUGUCACUGCAGCGACCGAGAUAGAGACGUGGAGUCUCGUUGCAGCGAGCGAGAUGGAGACGUGGAGUGUCACUGCAGCGAGCGAGAUGGAGACAUGAAGUGUCACUGCAGCGACCGAGAUAGAGACGUGGAGUCUCGUUGCAGCGAGCGAGAUGGAGACGUGGAGUGUCACUGCAGCGAGCGAGAUGGAGACAUGAAGUGUCACUGCAGCGACCGAGAUAGAGACGUGGAGUCUCGUUGCAGCGAGCGAGAUGGAGACGUGGAGUGUCACUGCAGCGAGCUAGAUGGAGACAUGAAGUGUCACUGCAGCGACCGAGAUAGAGACGUGGAGUCUCGUUGCAGCGAGCGAGAUGGAGACGUGGAGUGUCACUGCAGCGAGCGAGAUGGAGACAUGAAGUGUCACUGCAGCGACCGAGAUAGAGACGUGGAGUCUCGUUGCAGCGAGCGAGAUGGAGACGUGGAGUGUCACUGCAGCGAGCUAGAUGGAGACAUGAAGUGUCACUGCAGCGACCGAGAUAGAGACGGACGGCGCGCCUGGCCGUGCCGCUGCUCGCCCGGCGCGGCGGUGCCCCUGCGCCGGGCCGUGCCGCCGCCGAGCGUGCAGGGAUGCCGGGCGGGCGGUCUAGUCGUCAGGGGCAAGCUGUCGCACCCGCGGUCUCUCCGAGUGGCCGUGUGUCUGGAAUGUGCCUCUCACCGCCUCCUCGCCAUCAUGUUUGCCAUGACGGAAUAUUUCGGGGAGUUCGCCCUGGCCAGCUCGCUCGCCCUGCGCACUUACGGCUCCCUGGAUGUCGAGGGCGGCAUGUUCAGUGCAGGUUUGCCCGGAGGGGGCGGGCGGCAGGGCAAACAGUCAGCGGCGUCUCGCCUGCAGGCCCCCCCUCCCGCUCCGUGUGUCACUGUGACGGGCCCGGAUGACGUCACCGCGCCUGCAGGCCCACCCCCCUCCGCUCCGUGUGCCACUGUGACGGGCCCGGAUGACGUCACAGUGCCCGCGGGGCCCCCUGCUCCGUGUGCCGCUGUGACGAGCCCGGAUGACGUCACAGCGCCUGCAGGCCCCCCCUCCCGCUCCGUGUGCCACUGUGACGGGCCCGGAUGA